Molecule: messenger RNA, 1952 nt
Organism: Lytechinus variegatus (green sea urchin)
Lineage: Eukaryota; Metazoa; Echinodermata; Echinoidea; Temnopleuroida; Toxopneustidae
Exons: 2
Coding region: 368-1141 (257 amino acids)
Source: RefSeq, a predicted model, not a curated record
UCGUCGCGUUGAAGAAACGCGGACAAUCGUGAUUAUUGAUACCGUAAUUACAGGGGUGUUAAUUGCACCCCUUCUUAUUGUUUCGCCACAACACCAAGUCCUGAUUGGUCAAGUGUUGUUAAUUAGGGCAAAUUUCUCAGCCUAUUUAACUGGAAAAGCAGAAGAACAUUUUCAUUCGUUCUAAAGUCAACACAACUGAAAACAGUGACUGUUCGACGCUUCCACUAACGUCUAACUCUCCUGUCGUAGUAUAUAUAUAGUAUACAGUAAUCACCGACCAGUCCAUACGGAGAUAUAUAUACUACACACGAAGUAACACUGUCAGCUGAAUCUCUACUUCACGAGAUAUUAUCAUUUAGCUUCCAUUAUGGCACCCAUCUUGCGCUCAUCCUCCAGAACUGCACAACAUGUAGCACCUGAGGUUACCACUGCUGAUCCACCUUUCUCAGCCCUUACUAGAGCCGGUGAAUCUCUCUUCAUGUGCAGCAAUAAAGAAGGUCACACCUGCUACCAUGCCUGCAGAGGUCAUGGACGAUACCCAUUAUGGAACGAUGAAGACUUGGAAGAUGAUGUUGAUGAGGAGGAACCAGAGCCAGAAAGAAAGAAGGAUGAAGAUGAUGUGUCUUCUUCAGAGUAUGAGUUCGAGUCAGAUGAAGAGUGGAUAUCGGAUGCAGAUCGUGAAGGCGAAGCACAGUUUUGGAGGGAGAUCCAGGAGUCUGUUGAACGCACACGUCAGGAACGGGACCGUCGCAUCCACUACAGUGCAACUGAUCUCCGCUUCCUUCCUGAGCCAGGUCGUGAGGGCAGCGCCAUGGAACAUGUGAGAGAAGGUCAAGGUCCUAUUGUUGGUGUUGUCCAUACCAAGCCUCCUCCUGAGUACGUGUGGUAUCUCUCCGAUGACAGCGAAUCAUGGAUGAGAGGAUCGCUUCCUGAGAGGCUUUCAGAGGAACCAGAUGGUCUCUACCACCGCUACAAGUACCAUGUCUGGGAUCGCAUCCCAGCUUCGGAAGUUCACGAGAGUGAGGAGAGUGAUGAGGACGAUGAUGAGUACGAAGACGAAGAAUGGGAGGAGGAGAUGGAUGAUGAUAGGAGAUCAUGGAGUGAUCUAGCUGACCAGCAGGAGCAGGAACAGAAUUCGUGAUGACAUUGAACAAUGAACAUUGACUUUUUAAAGCAAAUUCAAUCUGGAGAAAGAGACUCUGUCCAAGGACCAUGUUGUUUCCAGUUACAACAGCCAGUCUAGAUGAAAAUUGUUAACCAGUAUUUAUUGCAAUUGCUUGGAAACAAGCACAGUUUAUGAUUUUACAAUUUUUUAUUUCUUAUAGCACUUCAUUUAUUUCUAUUCACAUUUUAGUCUUAUGAUCAUCUCAUAUGCAUUCAUUCAGUUCAUUGGUUGUUUUGGUUGAUAAUUAUUCCAAGAAUGCAUUUUAUUAUAUUUAAAGCCUUCAAUUGCAGUAAUUGUGGUAAUUAUACCACCUGCUUGUAAGCGUUUUUAACAUUUUAAACCAAAUUUUUAAAGUGAAAAUUGCAUUAUUAUAUAUAUUAGAUGAGAUAUAUUUGGAGCAUUUUUUAUUGAAUUCAAGUUUUGCUUGAAGCAAAAUGAUUGAUUAUCUUGUACAAAUUCGAAAACUUUACCACAAAAUUGUUUAAAAUUAAAUCAAAUUUUGCUUGAAGCAAAUGUAAAUCUGAAUAAAUUUUACCAUGCAAUGAUUGCUAGUGGUAUAAAAACUUAUUUUUUUCUUAUAUAUUUUACCUAUACGGAUUGGAUUUCAUUGGACACUUGUUAUUGCAUUUGGAAGCUUGUAUAUCAUCAUCACUUUUGACAUAUUUUGACUGCAAUGUAUGCAUAGCAAAAUUGAUACUGUAUAUGAGUAAUGUAUAUGAAAUGUAACUUUGUAUUUCAUCUUACUGUAUAUUGAUAGUAACUUUGGAAAUUAAACUUUAAUAAUCAA